Molecule: messenger RNA, 1413 nt
Organism: Amorphotheca resinae ATCC 22711
Lineage: Eukaryota; Fungi; Ascomycota; Leotiomycetes; Helotiales; Amorphothecaceae
Exons: 5
Coding region: 1-1413 (470 amino acids)
Biological process (GO): regulation of DNA-templated transcription
Cellular component (GO): nucleus
Molecular function (GO): RNA polymerase II cis-regulatory region sequence-specific DNA binding; DNA-binding transcription factor activity, RNA polymerase II-specific
Source: RefSeq, a predicted model, not a curated record
AUGGUGCUAGCCGGGCAGAUGGAACAGGACCCGUGGGCCAUGAGUCUCCGCUUCAACACCACCAGGGCUCGUUCCAAAGUAUCAACUACUACUACCACGACUACAGACGAAAGUGCAACGAUAGAUGGGUCGCACAGCAGAGGAUUAUAUAAGAGUUUCAACGCCUCCACGCCCGGUUUCAACCGCCUCCCCGUAACUCCUGUUGUAACUAGGCCAUUGUUGAAGAAGCCCAAUAUAGCAAGCAUAUUUGCAGCUACACCCCUGCGGACUCCCCCACCAUGGAUAUCCCUCUACCGUACUGCGCACGCUCCCGACAGUCCGUCCAGCCUCCAGCCAUGCAUCGGCUUGAAGAUUACCGUCAUCGUGGAUAUCUCCCUCCUUCUUAAGGGCCCGGACUCAAAUGAGUCCUCAUCAUCACCCACACACAAACAUCAUACCAGAGCAUCUUCUGUCCCAGCAGCAAAUCUACAACAGGGGCCACCGGCAUAUGCCCCUGCCAGCAGUGGCGCUGGUGGGAAGCGCAGCAUGCCUGCUCAUCCAUCAGAGUCACCGUCUAAGAAACAGAGCAAGUGGUCUCCAGAGGAAGAUGCUCUCAUUAUCGACUUGAGAGGUGGUGGGAUGAAAUGGGAGGAUAUUUCCAAGAGACUUCCAGGACGUAGUGCUAUUAGCUGCCGCCUUCACUAUCAGAACUACCUUGAAAGGAGAAGCGAGUGGGAUGAAGAGCGCAAGAACAAGCUUGCAAGACUCUAUGAAAGAUUCAAGCCAGAGAUGUGGGCCAAAGUGGCGGAAGAAAUGGCUGUUCCUUGGCGCGCAGCGGAGGCAAUGCACUGGCAGCUCGGCGAAGCAGACAUGGCCCGUCGUGCCGGCGUUGUUCCCUUCUCCUUGACCAGCACUACAAUGGAUACACAAUCCCCAGGCCACCGAUCCUCACCAUCACGCGGGCACUCGCACAGCCAAUCUCACUCUAGCGUCCUCAGCGGUUCUGGGUCAACUAGCUCGCGGUACAGUAGGCCAACCACUUCGCAUAGUGGUUCAACCAACGUCGGCGCAAGAGGAGGAAGUGGGGGCAGUACGGCUCGGACGAUUGCAGCAAGGAGAGAUAGCACGCCAAGAACCGUGCCAGCUACUGGCCCGAAUGAUAGCUUAUCAUUGGCAGCUAUUGGAGGUGGGAUGCCGAUGGGGAUGGGGAGAGGGGGGACGAUGUUACCAAGUGUGGCCGAGAUGACUACCGGUGUUAGUCCCUAUAACACGCCCGCCUAUGCGAUGUCGAUGCCUAUGGGAGGCGGAUAUUCAAGGCCCGGCCCGUUACUACCAGCAAUUGGCAUGAUGGGCGGCACCCCUAUCAGACCCGACGGUAAGAGGAGGGCAAGUCCAGAGAUGGGUCAACGGGAGACGAGUCGAAGGAGACAGUAG